AUGCCAUUGCAUCAACGACAUUCAAUUACCCAAGCACCGUCAACUACUAAUGGACGCCUUUGGAAAAGUCCGAGGAAGGAUCCGGAUAAAUCGAACCCCGACCGAAAGGAUUCGCGGUGUUUGUCGCCUCAGAAACAAAAUGGCGAGCCGCUGAGCAUCGUUUGGCUCGCCCUGGUAUUCGGAUCCUUAGUGUAUACCGCGGUAAAGCUUCACCGUACGAUAUUACCGAACAUUUCUGAGCAUUUGCCGGGAUCGUCUCUGUACGCUGACGAGUUCGUGGCUCGUUCUUCCCCAUCUUGCACUCUCUGGUUAGCGGAAUCCAUCGUCUUUCCAGGCGAACGUGGCGUCUUUGUGGGCACUGCCACUCCCAUGGGACAAGCAUUGGCGCCACCGGAAGUUCUUUUGGCAAUUGUGGACGCCAAUGUGAACGAAUUCAGUCCGUGGCACGACAUUGCUCGCUCUGAACAUACUAUCGCCACUGUCUUGAAAGACCAACCAAAGUACCUUUCUACCCAUCGAUUAGAUCUUGUUAUUCCAGGCUUGUCGUCGUUACUGGGAUGCUCAGACGAGUUUGCGAAUGUAAUCCUCAGCCGGAACACCACCGAUAUCGGCUUGUCUAUCACUAGUCCAUCGGCCGGAAGCUUUUCCCACGUCUACCAGGACAGCGUGCGUGCUGCCUAUGAUUUGUGGGCAGGCGAAGAACUAGUAUUUCCUUGUCCUGCACAUACACACGGACAUUUCAAGGAGGAGUUUUUACUACCGAGUGCCGCCACAAGAAACGUAUUUUCCUUACAGGGGCGGGAUCCACUUUGGCUCGAUGAAUCACAGCAUUCAAUUUGUAUCGACAACUUAAUUGACGAGCCCACCACCGCCGUUUCGCAAAAUGUCGGUCGUGGCGCGUUUGCCAAACGCGGUGUCGGUGCGGGUGACGUUUUGACAACAAGUCCAGUUAUUCUGGUCGACCGCUCACAGAUGCAAAUUAUGGAGCACAUUUCUGCCGAUCAAAGCGACUUGCCCUCCGCAGUCUUGCAGCAAGGGGUAGAGUUCUUGGACAAGCUUCUGGGAUACCAGUUAUGGACGAACUACUGUUUCGGACGCCCGGAAAGUACUAUUAUGUUGUUCCCAACAUCUCCUUUAGUUAACGCAAUCCAUCACAGUCCAAGCAAAGAAGAAGCCAACGUGAUGGUGCGUUGGAAGUCCGGUAGCCCAACAACUACUGAGCUUUUGAAACAAACGGCGCACGAAGCUUUGGCCAUUCCUGCCUCAAAUGAUGUAUUGAUUGAGUAUGUGGCAAUACGCGACAUACAACCUGGCGAUGAGAUUUUUUUGAAUUAUGGAGACGAAUGGGAGGCUGCUUGGCAGCAGCAUGUAGAGUCGUGGGAUCCUCUAGUGAGCCAUGUCAUCAAACCCUUCCGUCACGAAAUUGGUCUACCUAAGGGUUUCAUUCCCUACACAUGGUAUACUGCUGAUCCCGAUUCAAAAGGAGACUUUCUACCCCAAGCUCUGGCGCCAGGCGAACUAGCUCCUAUUCGAUGGAAUGAUACCCAGGAAGUGGUCACACCAAAUGCAUAUAGGUUGGGACUCGAUAAAAGUGUGCGUAUGGGUCUGCUCAAAUAUUGCGACGAGAUGGGUAUAACAGAUGUUCUUAGGCGGGUGACUGGUGGUGGCAACAGUCUGGCAAUUGAUUCCAACACAAUAGUCCACUUAAAUGGAUACAAAUGGUUUCUUCAGCGGCCCAAUUCAAAGUGGAACUCAAAUCUGUCUUGGCUUUCCCCCUACGAUCAAAACAGUCAUGAUGAUUAUCUACAAGCGCUAAGCGCUUCUAAGUUCGACGCAGUGCUUGACGCUAUCGGUCGCUCAUUAAACAUGGAUGGGCUUGUUGCGUUCCAUCUCACAUUUAUCGCCGUGUCAAGGUCAACGAGGGGCUACCUGCACUAUGAUCUCCGCAAUACUGGUAGGAAGAUGUACAAUGUCAUUAUUCCACUGAAUCUCGCGGACGAUACCGGGCCAGAACUUGACUUGCAGGAUGCAUCCGAUGAUGCUGCGAUUGGUAGAUACAGGUACGAAUACGACGUAGCUUCUUUGACGGGCGACGACGCGUACCAUGCGACGUCAGCAUGCGACUAUCGUAGCACAAAAGAAUUCCGCAUGGCAGCAACAGUAUACGUCGCCGAUGUUAAUGAAAUGAAUGCGGAGUCGAUUGUUGAUGGCUACACGCAGUACUUUCCCCCCACGGACAUGGAGCUUCUCUUGUCGUGGGCAGGCAGACACUGGAAGAAAGGGGGCGGGGCCAGCCUCCCAAAACCUCAUCCGAACCACAUUUUGAGUCGGUACAGGGAAUAG
This is a messenger RNA of Phaeodactylum tricornutum CCAP 1055/1, 2343 nucleotides long. RefSeq lists its product with no specific name. Gene Ontology annotation, molecular function: protein binding. The record is from RefSeq and is a predicted model, not a curated record. The coding region runs from base 1 to 2343 and encodes 780 amino acids. The transcript has a single exon. Lineage: Eukaryota; Bacillariophyta; Bacillariophyceae; Surirellales; Neidiaceae.